Messenger RNA from [Torrubiella] hemipterigena, 315 nucleotides. The record is from the annotation of a GenBank genome assembly. Lineage: Eukaryota; Fungi; Ascomycota; Sordariomycetes; Hypocreales; Clavicipitaceae.
AUGCCCUUCACACUGACGCGCCAGUCGCUAAGUGCGAGCCGGGCCUUUGCGACAUCUCUACGAGGCAAGCGCCUCGAGGGUGCGCUCAGCCUAGACCAUUUCCUACAGCGCACAAAGGUCGUCUCCUUCUACCGGACCAUCUUGCGCGGCACUCGGCGCAUAGCAGACCCUGUCACGCGAGCCGAAUCUCGACGCUAUGCUCGCGAUGAAUUUGAAAGACACAGACAAGUUACCGAUAUUUCUCAUAUUCGCUAUCUCCUGUCCACGGGCAAAACGGAAUGGGAAAGCAUGGAGCGAUACAUUGACGGCAUGUAA